This is a messenger RNA of Lithohypha guttulata, 2295 nucleotides long. RefSeq lists its product as uncharacterized. The coding region runs from base 1 to 2295 and encodes 764 amino acids. NCBI's taxonomy places the organism in Eukaryota, Fungi, Ascomycota, Eurotiomycetes, Chaetothyriales, Trichomeriaceae. The transcript has a single exon. The record is from RefSeq and is a predicted model, not a curated record.
AUGGCACCGAACCCUAUCAUGCUUCCUCGAAAGAGGAAGUCAUUGAAGGCUAAUGCUCAGCUGGAGAACGAUCAAGCAGCACUCGGCCUGACCUGGCCAAUACUCACCACUGCCUUUGUCGCCUUACUCCUGGCUAUCUCCGUAUGGCCUCGUCGCUGGCUGUUGUCUGGUUGUGGUGUACAAUCACUUCUCAUCGCCUAUGCUGCUGGCUAUGGCAGCCGCAUCUUUCCCUCUAUUCCAUUAUGGGUGUUGCUGAUCUCAAUUAAUCUGGUGUACGCCGUUGCAGCAACCUCAUGGCUACUGUAUGGCCUCUUUACUGCAGCGUGCUGGCCAUUCAUCCUUCUCACGUGUUUGUUUCAAUUCCAAUUCGCCUCCGAGUUUGCACGUCGCAAUCUAAGGCGGUUACUGCGAGACUUGUAUUUCACGCAAGAUAGGAUCGCGUUUUUCAACUUGCCAGCACUUGAGAUUGACACAGAAGUUGCUGGUCUCAUGGUCAUUCGUGGCAUAACCUUCUCGCUAUCGGGUCUCACUUUGGUGGCACAUGGUAUCGAGGUGGGUAUAAAGCUUACAGACGAAAUUGAACUUGCUCUGCAUGCAGACGAAGUACGUGUAUCCUUGUUUCGACGUAUCGAAGUCGGCAAUGUCUACGGAAACAUCAAAGGUGGGAGAUCAGAGAUGACAUUCACAGACCUUGACGACACAGAUCACGAGGGCGCGGAAGAGGAUGCCUUGUUCUAUGAAACACCCCUUCUACGGGCAGCGACUGCUGGCUCAGAAGGCAUCAAAGACAGACCGAAAUUGAGGGAGAGUCUAGCUGGUGGCUCUUACAUCAAGGACUCAUCUGCUAAAUCAGGGUUUGGGAGUAUCAGGACAUUGUCUCCUGACGACCAGGAUGCAGAGAAGAAGUACGACGAAAUGAUCAACGAGAUCCGCACUAGUGACGCCACCUACCAAUCCCGAGCGCGAGUACGUAAAGCAACUAGAGAACAAGGUAGGACGAUCGACGACGAGAAAGAUCUGCGUGCAGCGGUCUGCGCCGAACUUCACGAGUUUCCUUCCAUACCACAUCCGCCAAGACGAUCGAUCAAAGUUACGACGCUCCAGAAGCUGAACCCUCCCCGUGUGCGGCGUUUCCUACAUCGAUUGCCGUUUCUCCUUCGUCUUCUCCUGAAUCCGUUGGGUUACUUUCAUCCUAUUACUAUCGACUCUAUUUCCGCUGCUGGUUCUGGUCAAUGGCUUAGAGAGUUAUUGCAGACGAAUAUCUUCAAGCAUCAUGCUGCAAAAUCGGCUGAACUGCGCCGCCUUCAGAAGCGAAUUAGUGUCUGGCUUGAAGAUGCGAAUUUCUGUUUGGAGCUCACCGACAUAGAUGGUUUAGGUCAGGUACCACUCUCGACCCAAUUCGAUAUUGUAGCAUAUCUACACUUCGCAGACAUCAUGGCAUAUAGGACUCUUCCACAGUCAGGAAUUCUGAACCAGGUCGUCCGGCUUGGUGGAGCAGAUGCCACCUUUACAAUUCCGAGCUAUUUACUCCCUCAUCACGAGCACGUCCUACCUCCCAGGCCGACUGCAGAAGACAAGAAAGAGAUGGAAGAUCAAGUCGAACAGGCAGACGGUAUCCCUAAGAUGGUGCAGGCGGAGCAGGAGAUGGAAAUGGUGAAGAAGGAUGAAGCUUCAAUUUCCAUGUCUGUUCAUGCCAGUCUUCCUGCAGCAUUUGAUCGUGAGCUUCUCAUGUUUAUUGCGGCACUUGUCAAGGCAACCAAGAUCAUUGAAUUUGACAAGGAGGUAGACAAGGUCGAGACCGAGCACGCCACCGACAAGGUCGACCACGCGAGCGAAACAGCUUCGAUCGACUCCUCGACAGCGGCACCACUAACGCCAGUAAGCACAAACGAUACCGUGAACAGUGUGUCAUCGACACCGUCGAUAAUGAGCAGACAUAGCCGGGUUUCAUCCGAUAUCACACCAAGCACUACCGGUGCUCGUUUCAAGAAUUUCACCAAGAACCUACAGCACAAUCUUCGCGAAGCAAGCCUGAACACGAAAGACUCGCUGUCAAAAGAUUCUAUCAAAACUUUUAUGCAGGAAGUCCAACAGAACACGAGGGAUGGCAUGAAGAAAGCUGUAGUUGGCUCGAUGGUGAACGAUAGGUGGAUCGCGAAACUGGUAGGGAAAGUUGCAGCAAACCUGGAGAGGGCACAAGGCGAUCUUGGAUAUUCUGGAGGUAUACCUGUGGCUUUGGAAGAUUAUCGUCCUAAACCUGGAGAUGAUGGUAUGUUGAGUAAAUUCUUGCCAUAA